UCGUGAAUGAAUGACCCUUGCCUCGCCCUCGCGAGUCUCGCUUAUGUUUACACGUCUAGUUACCGAUAACGUGCGGGGAUUGUGAAAGCAGCGGUGUGGGAACUUGUCUACUUUGCUUUUAGGCUAGGCCUACACAUCAGUCACCCGUAGCCACACGUAGAGGGGCUGUUUAUGAUUAGAAGUUGGACUAGAUCUAGUUGGAGGCUACUGGGAGGUCAUUCCUACAUGCGAAGUGACACAGAUUGGAGGACCUAUCGGCGACCAGAAAUCAAGAUGUAAAGGUCGAUUGUCAAGAAGUUGCAGUCAAGAAUUGAAGGCCAAGAUUGAUGAGCGCUAGAAGCGUGGAGCUCAGUCCCAUGAGGUGUCCAAAUUCAUGGCACAGAAGCAGGGGCAUCAGCAAGUCUCACCCAGGAAGUCACGCUACUACCAUGCAAAGUCUAGCAAGAGAGAGCUCCAGGAGAAAAGGGCGGCUGUGGCACGUCGCAGAGCGCAUGCCACUAGACAUGUCGUGGGCAGAACGGGCUGCAACAAUCCGGAAACCCGCAAAAGUGUGGGAGCUGUCCUCAUAGCUGUGGGCGUACUCUUUCUCAUUGCUGGGAUCGUCAUGACCAUUGUGGAUGCCACGGACAAUGAGCAGAGAAAUAAAUACCCUGAAAUCUUCGCAGUGAUUGGUCCAGUUCUUAUAGUUCUAGCUGUGAUCAUUUUGGUAAGCGGUAUUACCUUGAGCACACCUGUUAUGUCUCGUGCUCUCCACCACUGUUUCUCAUUUGAUGACCCUGAGAGUUUUUGCCGGGUUCACUGUCCACGUUUCAGUCACUUUCUGAAGCCUGACACGGCAGUCCUCAUCAACCAAGCCGGGAUGAAAGCUCUCAAGGUAGAGCCAGGUAAAUCAGCUUUGAGGCGACAGCCAGCCGCACCACCAGACCAAGAGAAUCACAUUAUAACCAAGGGAGGAUCAGAAGAUGUGGAGGCUCAAUACAAUGUACAAAAUCCUAGUGAGGUGGGUACAAUAAGCUGUGAUGUAGAUGCUGAAAGGAAACUGGUGAACAACAACAGCCAUGGUCGGAGCAGACUUGGGAGCAAAGGCGUUCGUUUUUCAGAAAGUGACGAUGGUGAUGCUGUUCGAGAGGCCAGGGCUCCAUCUGUUUCUUCAUCUUCUGACCACAAUGGAUCAAUGCUGUCUCUAAGACACUGUAAAGUACACCCCAAGAAUGGAAUAUGGUGGACAGACAGUGUGAACCCGCAGCCAAAUGAAAUGUCUGAGUCAGAGGGUCAUUUAACAACUGAACUUUAAAAGCCAGAUGUUUUGAAAUACUUGGCUGGUUUUUUUUGGGGUUUUUUUAUAGAUGGAGGCCAUGAAUUUCUACACAUUUAAGUUCUAAAGUAAAAAAUGGAAGAAGUGGUGGUGUUAAGAUUAAGGUCUGUUUUUAAUAAAAGAAUGGAGACAGUUGAACAGAUUCAGGUUGCAAAGUCAAUGUGUGGAGAGAAAAGUUAUGUUUCUCCUGAAAAUGUUUAUCAAAUGUUCAGUCCCAAACCCCCCAUUAAAGACAGCAUUGUGUUAAUGUUUCUGCCCUCAAAGCCGGAGAAAUUUGAUCAGGUAGCUCACAAUAAAAUAUGUUUUGUUUUAGAACUAAAUGAGAAGAAUGAAGACAUAAUAUUUUGCUAUUUCCUGUUAAACUAGCUUUCACAUUUUGCUGCUUUGCAUCCAGCAGGAAUGAAUUACUUUACUGGUAUAAGUAUAACCUUUUUGUUCUCUGACAAGUUGUCAAUAAAGUUGACACGCUUUUCCUGUGAUGCUGCAUGAAGAAGAUUUUUUUAAUAGUUCAUAGUUCCACCUUAUUUACAUACAGGGACCAGUUUCUACCUCUUUUUAAAGAUCUUUUUGAAGAAUAUUUUUACUAGAGUUAUGUUGGUAAGAGCCUGAUGAAGGAAAGAGAUGUAAAGGGAAUUGUUAGCAAUUGCAUUGCACAGGAGAGAGAAAGAGAGAGAGACAGAUAGACAAGGAGAGAGUGGUAGAGAGAGGGAGGAAGG
Aplysia californica (California sea hare) is the source of this 2031-nucleotide messenger RNA. RefSeq lists its product as uncharacterized. The record is from RefSeq and is a predicted model, not a curated record. The transcript is spliced from 2 exons. The coding region runs from base 374 to 1294 and encodes 306 amino acids. NCBI's taxonomy places the organism in Eukaryota, Metazoa, Mollusca, Gastropoda, Aplysiida, Aplysiidae.